Messenger RNA from Daucus carota subsp. sativus, 1692 nucleotides. RefSeq lists its product as uncharacterized. Bases 206 to 1303 code for a protein of 365 amino acids. The record is from RefSeq and is a predicted model, not a curated record. The transcript has 5 exons. Lineage: Eukaryota; Viridiplantae; Streptophyta; Magnoliopsida; Apiales; Apiaceae.
CUUCACUUCACUUCCAUCGUCAUUGACUCUCUCUCUCUCUCUCUCUCUCUCCAUUACAUUACUCUCUCUCUCCCUCUCUCUCUCCCAACUCUCCAUCUCUCUCUGCUCAAACUUGUAAAUAUUUAAAUGUUUUGAUACUUUUCUAACACAAAACAGUGUCUAAAACCCUAAGACUACCACUCUUCUUUCAUCUCCUUCGCUCAAGAUGAUGAUUAAAUUUACUCUGCUGCUCACUUUACUUAUUUUAGUUACUUCUGCCACUAAUGAAGCUGAAUUAAAGGUUAAUGGAGGAUCUGGAACAAAUACAAGUGAGAUAUCGGUGCAAACUAAAGGAUUGAAUAGGAAAGUCGGGGGAUCCGUGUCCGAUUUAGAUAGUAAGAAUGUCGAUUUAUUGAGUAAGGGUAAAAAACAAGUUAAGGGUGAUGGUGUUGAGAAAUCGGGGUUAGAGAAGAAGACGGAUUUGAGUAAGCCAGUGGAAGGUCAUAAUGUGGAGGUGGAAAGUAAUGUGGGAAAAAAGAGUUCGGAGAAACAGGAAAAAAAGGUUGAUAAGAAAGACGGAGAAUUUGAAGAGUCGGAGGAGAAAGGAAAGAAUGAGGAGGUAUUUCCAGCUGUGAGGAAGGAGAAUGAGGAAUGUGGCUUACCUGAUAGGUGUACGGCGGAGAAUGAUGCAUUGGUUGCAUGCUUAAGAGUUCCGGGAAACGAAUCUCCGGAUCUUGCACUAUUAAUUCAGAACAAAGGAAAAAGCCCUCUUGACGUGAAGAUCAUUGCUCCUAAUUUUGUUUUGCUAGAAAAGCAACAAAUACAUCUCGUGGAGAACAAACAUGAACGGGUUAAAGUUACUGUCAAGAAUGGGGGAACUGAUAACUUGAUAAUUCUUACAGCAGGAACCGGUAACUGCACUCUGAGUUUCAAGGAUUUAAUUACACAAAAUUUGAAGAAAGAAACUGUUUACACCUCACAGUUCAAUCGUUCUAUAUACUUUAAUUGGACAACUGCUGCGGUGUUUAUAGUAUUGAUGGCACUGAUACUGUUGGCAUCUGUUUGGACAUGUAUAAGCUUCCGCCGUAGGCAUUAUCCAAGCAACAGCAGUAAAUAUCAAAAGUUAGACAUGGAGCUACCAGUUUCUAAUGGUGUAAAAGUGGAUACAGAGUUGAAUGCUGGAUGGGACGACAGUUGGGGUGAUAGUUGGGAUGAUGAAGAAGCACCCAAGACACCUAAGACGCCAUCAAUGCCCAUUACUCCUAGCUUCUCAUCUCAAGGUGUUUCCUCGAGGCGGAUUAACAAGGACGGGUGGAAAGAUUAGAAUUCAGUUCACCAUAGGAGAAAGUAAAGUUAUUCGAGUGGAAGACUAGGUAAGAGAUUUUCAUUAAAUCUUUUCCUUUGUUUGAUAUAUAGAUACGUCUUAGCUCGUUUCAUUUUUUGUUGAAAUAGAAAGAGGGAACUGGCACGGUCUUUUGAAUAUUGUAUUUCAUGUUUCGGUGCAUUCAUCGAACACAUUGGUUUGGUCAGUAACUUUGAUCUUAUAUGUUCUACCUUUACACUGUAUUCUUAAGUUUUCUUCUAAAACUACCAAGUACCAAGGGACAGAAGACUCUGUAAUGUGUGUGUAUGUGCUGGGCUAAUGUGUUGAGUUUUAAAUGCGAGUCAUGUGGGCUUGGCCUGCUGAUAAAAUUAAAUUAAUUAUUUAUUGAA